Molecule: messenger RNA, 619 nt
Organism: Porites evermanni
Lineage: Eukaryota; Metazoa; Cnidaria; Anthozoa; Scleractinia; Poritidae
Source: the annotation of a GenBank genome assembly
AUGCAGCAAGUUCCACAGGAUGCGAAAGCACUGCUAAAGCCUAUAAAUUCUUCACUGAACCUGGAUACCUCCACGAUAUUAAAAGUAAGUCUGAAAAUAGUUUUUCUAUAUUCCAUAACCAUGAAUCUUAAAAGCAGUCUUACAGGUUCAAAACCAUUUAUUUUUAUUUUUGGUAGUCACUUAUGGAGCUACCGAGGCAGUAGUGUUUGCAAGAUGCCACAGAUCCAUGACAAAAAGUGAACCAGCUCACUCACUUCAAUUGAUCAUCAUUACUGAGAAUAAGAAGGUGUCGGGAAAAUGUUCCUGUGUAGCCAGUGCUGGUGGCUUUUGUCAUCAUUUUAUUGGUUUGUUGUUCUACCUGGCACACCUGAAGCAACUAGGUUUUAAAAGCAUUCCCGAUGACCUAACAUGCACUAUGGCUGCUCAGAGAUGGAGUGUACCAAGGACGAGACAGAUUGAACCCCAGUGUGUCGACAGUGUAUUGGUUAAAAAGCCACAAGAGGGAGCAAACUACAACAAAUUUAUAAAAAAUACCCUAUACUCUCCAGCAAGGCAGUAUCCUUUGCUUGGCCCGAAGAGAAAAAUAAGCUCAAAAGUCUCAAUCCUGAGCCUUUGCUAG